AUGGCUGUCCAAAACAAUGCCAGGUUCGACUUCAUUGUCGUUGGUGGUGGCACUGCCGGCAACGUUGUUGCCGGCCGCCUGGCUGAGAACCCAAACGCUAAGAUCCUAGUCGUUGAAGCUGGUGUAGCCAACUCGAAGGACAUUGAAGCUAUCAGAACCCCUUCGAACGCCAUGGAGCUUCGUAACAGCGAGUAUGACUGGGCCUACAAAUCAACCAUGGUCAAGCGAGACGACUAUGAGCGUAUUGAAAAGCCCAACACUCGCGGCAAGGCACUUGGUGGUAGUUCGUCCUUGAACUAUUUCACCUGGGCUCCUGGAUCCAAGAGUACCUUUGAUAUGUGGGAGGAGUAUGGUGGAAAAGAAUGGACUUGGGACCCUCUUGUUCACUAUCUUCGCAAGUGUGUGACCUACCAUGACGAUCCCAAGGAAUACCCUCCAGAAAUGAAAAAGAUCGGCGAAAACGGACCGAUCCCGAUUUCCCACUCGGACCUUAUUCCCGAGAUGAAACCCUUCCGUGACCUUAUUUCCAAUGCAUGGAAGUCCACUGGUCAGCCAAUCAACGAGAAUAUCUUUAACGGUGACAUGGUUGGCCUAACCCAUAGUGUUAACACUAUUUACAAGGGUCGCCGCUCUGGAAGUUUCCUUUGUGUCGCCGACAAACCCAACGUCACCAUUCUUGGCGAGGUGUACUCGAAGAAGCUUAUGAUCGAUGAUACCAAUAAUACUUGUAAGGGUGUGACUGUCAUCACCGGUGCUGGCCAGGAGCUCAAUCUAUAUGCCACCCGUGAAGUUAUCGUCUCUCAGGGUGUCUUCGAGUCCCCUAAGCUACUCAUGCUUAGCGGUAUUGGGCCUAGCGCAGAGCUUAAGAAGCAUAACAUCCCAGUGAUCGUCGACAGCACCCACGUUGGUCAGCAUCUUCUGGAUCACCCUGGUGUUCCUUUUGUCCUUCGCGUUAAAGAUGGCUACGCCUACCAGAACAACCACAACGGUCCGUUGGGCUCCGGCUUCCUUGAGAUGGUCGGAUUUCCCCGAAUCGACAACUACUUGGAAAAGGACCCCAAGUACCGAGAGGCCAAGGCCUCGAACGGCAACAAGGACCCAUUCUGUCCGUACGGCCAGCCCCACUUCGAGCUCGACUUUUUUUGUCUUUUUGGUAGCGCAUUCCAGUGGCACUACCCCACACCACCCAAGGGUCAUCAUAUCACCGUCAUGGUUGAUCUUGUCCGCCCUGUCUCCGAGGGUGGUGAGGUCACCCUUAACAGCGCCGACCCUCUGCAGCAACCCAACAUCAACCUCAACUACUUCAACAAUGACCUCGAUAUCAUCGCCAUCCGCGAGGGUAUCAGAUUCUCCUACGAUGUGCUUAAGCACGGUAAGGGCUUCAAAGAUAUUGUCCUGGGCGAGUAUCCUUGGGAGAUGCCUCUGCAUGACGACGAGCUCAUGAAGAGGGCCGUGCUGGACCGCUCCCAGACCUCCUUCCACCCUUGCGGUACUGCCCGUCUGUCUAAGAAUAUCCAGCAGGGUGUGGUUGACCCUGGACUCAAGGUCCACGGUCUUAAGAACCUCCGUGUGAUUGAUGCGUCUGUCAUCCCUGUCAUUCCCGACUGCCGAAUUCAGAACUCUGUGUAUAUGGUUGCUGAGAAGGGCGCCGAUGCCAUCAAGCAUGAUCACACCGACUUCUACAAAUAA
This is a messenger RNA of Penicillium coprophilum, 1689 nucleotides long. Its product is annotated as GMC family oxidoreductase. Lineage: Eukaryota; Fungi; Ascomycota; Eurotiomycetes; Eurotiales; Aspergillaceae. The record is from RefSeq and is a predicted model, not a curated record. Gene Ontology annotation, molecular function: oxidoreductase activity, acting on CH-OH group of donors; flavin adenine dinucleotide binding. Bases 1 to 1689 code for a protein of 562 amino acids. The transcript has 2 exons.